GACGCGCCGACUGCGGUGGGCGGGCUCGGCUUAGAAAAUUAUAAGGUCAUUUGAAUUACGCCUGCCCGUUGUGCGCUCGCCGGUGACAAUGGAGCGGAGAAUAAUAAAAGCGACCGUGACCCUGGACGGAUGAUGAUCGCCGGGUCGAAGUCGACGCGCAAUCGCUCGGGCAUUUUCUCAGCGGCAGCAGCGGGAGGUCGUUGCGGGGUUGACGGCAGGAGGAGAGGAGCCCAGCGCGAGCGUCUGCUUGGGUGCGUUUCUCUGAGCCUCCAUCGAGCCGGAGGGAGCGACCGGGCUGGCCUGUAAGCCGAUCAAGGUGGAAUCUCCCACAUCGAGCUUCACGGUCGGAUUGCUGCGCACAUACAUGCUGUAGCAGAGAGAAGAAAGGGGCAAGGAUGAUGCGUCUGGCAUGUUGCACAGCCCUGCUGUUUGUGUUGAAGCUGCUGGUGGGCCUGCCAUGGCACCAGGUUAUUCCAGGCAUCCUGAUCUUCUAUCUCGGAAGCGGAGGAUGGACCUUUCUGGACAUUGUUGCCAAAACCAUUGGCAGAGAUCUACAUGCGGCCUACGUGUUACUGCGCGUGAAGCUAAACGUGAAGCGCCACGUCAGAGAGAAGAACACUAUUCCUAAGAUCUUUGCGGAAACUGUGCAGCGCCACGGCGACAAAACUGCUCUCAUCUUCGAGGGGACCGGGGAGAGGUGGACUUUCCGACAGCUGGAUGAAUACUCCAACCGAGUGGCCAACCUGCUGCUGGAUCGCGGCUUUAAGGAAGGCGAUGUGGUGGCCCUCUUCAUGGAGAACAGAUCCCAGUACGUGGGGCUCUGGCUGGGCAUGGCUAAAAUCGGAGUCGAAGCUGCUCUCAUCAACUUCAACCUGAGACUAGAAGCUCUGGUCCACUGUGUUACCAUCUCCGACGCCAAGGCUGUGGUGUUUGGUUCAGAGCUGUCUGAUGCGGUGUCGGAGGUCCACAGUUCAAUGAGAAAGGCAGUUCUGAUGUUUUGCUCUGGAGACUGGGACCCCAAGCGAGCACCGCAGGGAACCGAGUGCUUGGAGACCCUGCUGGCUGGUGCCUCGUCUCGCCUGCCUAAACGGCCGCAGCGCUGCUUCACAGAUCGCCUGUUUUAUAUUUACACAUCAGGAACCACGGGGAUGCCUAAAGCUGCCAUUGUUGUGCACAGCAGAUACUACCGCAUGGCUGCUUUGGUGUAUUAUGGCUUUAGGAUGACCUCAGACGAUGUCCUGUAUGACUGCCUCCCGCUCUAUCACUCUGCAGGAAACAUUGUGGGAGUGGGGCAGUGCCUAAUACACGGAAUGACUGUGGUCAUCAGAAAGAAGUUCUCUGCAUCGCGUUUCUGGGACGACUGUGUCAAAUACAACUGCACCAUUGUGCAGUACAUCGGAGAGAUCUGUCGAUAUCUCCUGAACCAGCCGGUUCGGGACACGGAGCGCCAGCAUCGGGUGCGCAUGGCGCUGGGCAACGGCCUGCGCCAGUCCAUAUGGGAGGAAUUCAUGAAGCGCUUCAAUAUCCCACAGAUCGCAGAGUUUUACGGAGCCACGGAGUGCAACUGCAGCCUGGGCAACUUUGGGAACAAGGUUGGCGCGUGUGGCUUUAACAGCCAAAUUCUGCCCUUCAUCUAUCCCAUCAGACUGGUGAGGGUUGACGAGGAAACCAUGGAGCUCAUAAGAGGGCCUGAUGGAGUCUGCAUUCCUUGUAAACCUGGCGAACCUGGUCAGCUUGUUGGCAAGAUCAUUCAGAACGACCCCCUUCGCAGGUUCGACGGCUACGUUAACCAAUCCGCAACGAGCAAGAAGGUCGCCAAUAGUGUCUUCAAGAAGGGCGACAGCGCCUAUCUCUCUGGGGACGUGCUGAUCAUGGAUAAGUAUGGCCACAUGUACUUCAAGGAUCGAACAGGAGACACUUUCCGGUGGAAAGGAGAGAACGUGUCAACAACUGAGGUGGAGGGAACCCUGAGCAGGCUGCUAGAUAUGAAAGAUGUGGUUGUUUACGGAGUAGAAGUACCAGGAGCAGAGGGGAAGGCUGGAAUGGCAGCCAUCGCCGAUCCGUCCCAAUCCACCGACCUGGAGAAGUUUUUUAAAGACAUGGACAAAGUUCUCCCCCCGUAUGCCAGACCUGUGUUUCUUCGCUUCCUCCCAGAAGUCAACAAGACGGGAACGUUUAAAUUCCAGAAAACAGAGCUGCGUCGGGAUGGUUUCAAUCCCGCUGCCGUCUCAGACAAACUGUUCUUCCUGGAUUCCAGCAGAGGGCGCUACGUGCAGCUGGACGAAGAGCUCUACCGCUCCAUCGUGUCGGGGAAGCACAAAUUGUGACGGCCCGACUGACCACUACAUCAACUUGAGCACACACUGACAUGCAGACAUGUUCCGGUAAAGAAAGCGAGGACAUUACUGCCUGCCUAGGUCAGCAGAACAUACACGUGGAUGCUAAUGCAAGAGCCAUACGCUUCCAAAGGCCAGUGCACACACAUGCAUAUAUAACUCCCUCCUUUGUCCGUUUCCAGUUUUAAAAUUAAGAGAUGUAUGGACAGCACGCUCAGAAGGAUACGCUCUGCUCCACCCAUCCCUGCUGAAAUCACCCCAGCAAACCCCCUCUCGCUACCUCAGCAAACAAAAAGAGAGGCAACAAACCACAGACGCCAUGUUCUUUCUGAUUAUAAAACCUCCUUUCAUUGCACCACCGUCCUUGAACACCCCCUACCAACAUGCUUUCCUGGCAAGAAUUAAGGAUUACUUGUCUGCUUGGAAUCUAGAAUGCAAAAACUCGCAAACUUUCAGAUUUAACACAAACUUUAAAGGAUACGGAAGAGAACUGUGAAGUCGGCUCUGCACAAGAAGUGUGCGGAACAACAACAAAAGGACCUUUGUGCUCCGGAGUUUUAUGAGUUCAUCGUUAUCAUGUCAUGUUCUAGUGAGAUUAUUUUGUGAAAGAUGGCACCUCUGCUUUUGACCUAACCUGCACAACUAGCCAGACGGUGAGAAAACCUGAUCAUUUGCACCAUCUGAGGUUCAGAUCAUCUGAAAACAUCAGUCAUUCCAACCUUCUCGCUCUCCAAAGCAUCCAGGCAAUUUCUAAUGAAAGGGAACAAAAUAAGAGCAGCUGCAGUGAACACAAAGAUUAAAUUAGACCAGUGGUUGCAGCUUUAAUGUGCAAUAACUCUCCAGCAUCUGCAGUGCAAUAAUGAGCUGCAAACCAUGAGAAUUUUGUGUUUAUUUAUUUAUUUGAAAAUGUCAUCCAACAUACCAAAUAUUUUUAGUUGAUGUUUACAUAUUUUAGGUUUAUAGAAGGUUUUUGUAUUUUAACUUUAUUUCUGUUGGACGUCUAUCCAAAUCCAUCCUUCACUGGCUUCAGGAGCCAAUCAAAACAAAGCUAUUGAAUGUUUUUUUUUUUUUUUGUUGUUUUUUUUUCUUUUUUUUAUCAGAUGCUGGAAGUAAUUUGACAGGAUAAAGUCAACCCUGGGCUUUCUGGUUUGCUUGCUGAACGUUUAUGGUCAUGUGGCCGUAUUGUGCAGGUUUUGGCUAAAAAGGUAGACUUUGUUCAUCUUGGGGGGGAGGGUGUUUGUGUGUCUGUUCAUUUAAGUGUAAUGAAAAGGACUUGACCGAAGACAGAAGGAAUAUCCUAUGAGGGAAGACUUCAUCAGGUGCUUAAGAGGGAGAUUCUUCUCCAGGUUCAAAAGAAUUGAUUAAUCCAAAGAUUUAAAACCGAACAGGGAAGAUUUGAACUGGAGCUGAGAUGGAAGAAGAGAAAAGUCAGACGUUUACUUAUGUUCACUAUGGGUAAUUUGGGGCUUUUAAUAAUAUUUUUUGAAUCACAGUUAAUAUCCAAUUAGGAUUAUGCAAUUCACAACCUGAAGGAACAGGCAUCCGGUGUGUAAAAGGUUGAAUUUGUGGGGGGUUAUUUCUAAUCAGCACAGGGUCAAGGAUAUCACUAUUAGCUCAUAUAUAUAUAUAUAUACUCACGUGUCCCCAUAAAUGUUUGGGUAAUUAUCCCUUUCCAACACACAGCUCAAUGCCUACACAUGCUGUAGCCACCAGCGUGUCUCUGGCAUGAUUCUGGCAGAAUAUUUGACCCAUGUUCAUUUGAAUUGUUUGAUUUCCUGGUAUGGAACCCGGACUUUUAAGCUUAGCCGAUACAUUUUCCACAGGACUUUGGGUGGGCAUGAAGGUAGUUGUGUCACGCUGAGGCUAUUUUACGUCUAGUGGCACUAGUGCAUCUCGUAAUAAUGGGUUGGGCAAUGAAGGCUAAAACCUGGCUCAACGUUCAUCUGAGCUAGAUGUGGGGUUUUUUUUUCGAUUUUGAGACAUGAUGUUCUAACAGGACGAUGACCUGAAACAAGCAUAAGAACCGGUGAGAAUGGAUAAAGUAGCAAAACAUUAAACUUCUAGAAUGGCCUUCACUUCAGUUCCGUUCUAAA
This is a messenger RNA of Fundulus heteroclitus (mummichog), 4429 nucleotides long. It is a transcript of the gene slc27a4, whose product is annotated as solute carrier family 27 member 4. Gene Ontology annotation, cellular component: endoplasmic reticulum membrane; microvillus; plasma membrane. The coding region runs from base 396 to 2327 and encodes 643 amino acids. Gene Ontology annotation, biological process: medium-chain fatty acid transport; long-chain fatty acid import into cell; very long-chain fatty acid catabolic process. The record is from RefSeq and is a predicted model, not a curated record. The transcript has 14 exons. Gene Ontology annotation, molecular function: long-chain fatty acid-CoA ligase activity; long-chain fatty acid transmembrane transporter activity. Lineage: Eukaryota; Metazoa; Chordata; Actinopteri; Cyprinodontiformes; Fundulidae.